This is a messenger RNA of Halichondria panicea, 3313 nucleotides long. RefSeq lists its product as uncharacterized. NCBI's taxonomy places the organism in Eukaryota, Metazoa, Porifera, Demospongiae, Suberitida, Halichondriidae. The record is from RefSeq and is a predicted model, not a curated record. The transcript is spliced from 4 exons. Bases 1811 to 3100 code for a protein of 429 amino acids.
AUUCCAGAGAUUUUAUUGGCCUUGACUCUUUGCGGAUGUGGUGAAAAUCAUGAAGACUUGUGUGGUGAGUGCAUGUAGAGCACUGCCCCGAAAGGAAAAUUAAUUUAAGAGUCUCAUCCGUCUAUCCCCCUCUGAUGUGAAUAAUUCCGAAGGAUUGCAGUGCACAGCUCCCGAAUAUCCAACAAGGGUCACUUUCUGCUCUGUCAGCAUUUUUGGGUACAGUUUUGGUACGGUCUAUCUAAAUUUUACACUGGGCUAAUUUUGUCAUUGAUUACACACCAUAUGUACUGCUUUUCUUGGUCAGUUUACGGUGAUGCCAUUUGGUCUAAAACCAACUCGGUAUAUAAUCUCAAUUGAUAUGAUGCUUACUAGAUUACCUUAAUUUCGUGUACAGUGAUACUUGGAACGAACACCUUUUUCACCUAGAACAAACAUUCUCGAACUCAAGCGAGCAGGCUUGACUGUGAACACCAGCAUUAUUCUACAUUAUUUUCGAGGCACUACAUUUUUUCGCAGAUGGUUCAAACUAAACAUUUUGCGGAUCUUCUUUUCAAAGAUAGAGGUUCAAAUUACAGUAGAGAGAAAGUAAACCAACUUUCAAGGCUCAAGGUUCAAGGUUAAUCCUCGAAAACCUCGAAAGUAACCAGCUAUACAGUAUUUGUCCUUGAAGCUGCUCGCAUAAUCCGCCAAGGCCUAGUGAUUUGUACCUUUAUGCGCUAUAAAAGGAAAUGCUUUGCUUCUCAGUAUUUAGUGUUUACAAACAGUUCAUAACAUAUUAUUCACAAACUAGAUCCAAUUACCUGUUUACAGCGCAAUCAUACACUGAAACUAAAUACAUGUAGAUAAUCUAUUAUUAAUUAUGAGAAUUGUUACAAACUUUCAACAGCAAGAGAUAACCAACAGUUCGAAUAGAAACUUAUUCUUUCAUAUAUAGAUUUAGGAUUGAGGGGGCUGGUUAAACAUGUGAUACGAAUGAUGCUUAAAAAUAUAUACUAUUAUGAUUGUGUCAUUCAAAGUUGACAGAAUCAACCUGUUCAAGCGCAAGUCAGCAAUAAUCAUUUGUAAAUCUCUGUUGCCAACAAACUACAUGCAAUUCACUAACAUUUCAGAAAAUUUAAUAAGUUAAGAGAGAUGGGCACUAUAUUUAAGAAAUAUCGCUGUUGAAGAAGGGGUGAGUCUGGUUUGUAAACACUGUCUUGGAACUGUCAGACUGUUACUUUCGUUCCCUCUUCUUCUGUCAGUGAGUGUAAUUACUAAUACCUUGGUAUCCUUGAAAUACAAGCCCAUACCAGCCAUAUCAAUUGGUUAUAAUUAUAUAAUAAUAGUCUCCCAUUUGAAUGUGAAUAAUAUUAAUAAUUAAUAGCUCCUUAACUAAUAAAUUACAUGCCAAAUAAUUUUCGUAAAAAUAAUAUCGCUGUAUACAUGCACGUGCACCCACUGACAUCAAUAUUUUGGUCAUUUUCCCCCAUUUGUAACCCAACCUAGCCACACCCAAUACCUUAUGAAUCCCUCCCCUUUUGCAAAUAUCGAUCGGAAUGUGAAGGACCCUUGAUGUUUUCAACAGCCUCAAAGUACUCUUGGAAGUGCAGGACGACACCUAUAUCAAUACAUGUUGCCUAUACAUCCUCAGCUAUCUGCCAAAUAAUGGACUCGUGUUUGUCGAUAAUUUACUAUUCAUAAAAACUUGUUUACAGUCUAUCACAUGCACCUCGGAUAUCAUGACUGAACUUUUAAUCAUCCCAAAGUUUAUUUAUCAUUCAAUGCAAUGCGCAUACGCUGUGAACAAAUACAACUUCUAUAGUCGUUAAACAUGAUGACAAGUGUCUGCAGGCCAAAUGCAGUACUAAUUAUCUUAUUUUCAAUGAUAAGUGAAGAGGUGUACUCAUCAUCAGUGUCUCUGACUGUUGAGGGAGGAGUUAGUCUGGUUGGUGAAUACUGUCCUGGAACUGUCAGACUGUUCUGUGAGGGAGUGGACCUUACACAGUUGGAGUGGAGGUUGUACCAUGUUGAAAACAUUAAUUUUUUCAAGAUCUUUUCGCCUGAUAGUUUGAAUGAGACAAGAAAUGUAUCAAUUUUAGCCUCUGCAUCUGUUGAACUUGUUCGAGUGUCUCAAGACAGAAUUUCUAAAGUUUUUGCGAAUUUCUCAUCAAUUCUUACUUUAGAACUUUCUCAAACAGCCAUUGAGAUACAAAACAUUACGAGGAUCAGCUGUGGUGACCCAGAAACUACCAAUGACACCAUGGUGAACAUCUCAAUAGUGAAAGAAACACUGCCCAAUGUCUCUAACUUCAGUGUAAGAAUCAAUACAUCAUCUGUCCCCUCUAUAUUUAUACUGGCUGUCACUUGGAAACAAUACGUUGAAUGUUCGCAAUAUCAGGAGGACAUCCUUUACAAUAUUUCUCUUCUCUAUGAAGAUACAAGCUAUAGCAAAAGUGUGAGCAGUAGUGUAUGUACACCAACUUGCUUUGUCCCCUUUGAAGUUUCGGUGACUGGAAAUGAUAAGAUCUAUGUUGUCACCCUUCAAGCUAGAAACAGCAUAGGGACUAGUAAUAUCACUACAUACAGCGGUAUCAUACCAGCUGGUGCUAUUAUGUGUGAUACACCUUCUACUCCUAUCAACGGGAGCCUUAGAAUUUUUUUUGUUGAAUCUGGUUUCACGGAGGGGUCAGAAAUUUUGCUCCUGUGUGACGAUAGUCUACUUCCCAGUUACCCAAGAACAGCAACUUGUGUUAAAGUUUCAGGAAGAGGAGAGUGGGUGCCUAAUUCUGCUGACCUACUUUGUGAAGCACCCAUUACUAACGAAUCAGUUCACAUCAAUACGUCUUGUGUAUCAGAGAAAGAUGGCCACUCUUUAUCAAAUGCUGAGAUUACAGGAAUGAGCACAGGCAUAACGUUCUUAAUAGCAACCCUCCUUGGAUUCCUCUCUGGACUCUUAGUGAUGUACCUUUUCUCUCGUAAGAAGGCAGUGUUCUCCCCGAUAGCUGAAGGACAAGCUAACAUAGGACCCAUUGCAUCAGCUGGUCCUGUUUAUGAGGAGGUGUUACCUAAAGAGGAGAUUGAACUGAACACUAACCAGGCGUAUGGACCAUUAGGAGUAUGAAAAACAUGACUGUGUUACACUAAUAUUCCAGCCAAUUAUUAUUAUUGUGGUACAUUUGACGAGUCAGAUAGUAUUCCAUCCACUGAUUUGAGCUGAAUUGACCAUUAUCUCAAUCACCCGUUUACAGUGCAAUCACAUACACUGAAACUAAUUGUUGCCAUUAACAAGAAUUGUCACAAACUUUCCAUACACUGAAACUAAUUGUUGCCAUCA